CUCCACAACGCUUUGGCAGGGGCGGGCGACCCCUUUAACAAACGAGGCAGGAGGCGAGGUGCUGGGAUGGCUUUGUUUACUUUGCGGGUGGAGGGCCCAGCUUCCGUUUUCUCAAGCAGGUAUCUCCAUUGCCCUUCUCAACACAAUCUUCAAGACCGCCCUUCGACGUUUCGAUUCCUAUGAGGGGGGAGCUUUUGGUUACGAACCGAAAUCAGUAUGGAUUCAGUAUCGUCUAGUCCGGCCUCAGGUGUUGAAUUUGGCGUUCUGCCUCGUACCCCAACAUCAAAUCUUAGCAAGAAUGGUCGCAUGUCCAAUGGCAAGGAGAACUCCCGAUCCGGCUCUCUGCACAAACGCAUCUACGAUAGCUUGAGAUUCCGAUCUCGUAGUUUUUCUCGUUCUUCUGAUAGUGGCAGCCCAAGUGCAAAACCGGUUAAACGCAGGAAGUCCAUUGUCGACCUUUUGAGUCUGUCCUCUCGCGAGUCCCAGAAUGGCAGCGAUGUGUCAGAUCAGGCACGGCAUCUUAACAAAGAGAGAACCAUAAAUGAAGAUAGAUAUGCCAACCUGUUCUCCGACAUGCCCAUGAAGAAACGUCGAAGCUUAGGAAACCUUUUGAAUCCAACAAAUAUUCUCGAAACUAUCACAAACAAAGUACCCCACAAACAAGAAUAUCUUCGUCACAGUUCUCUUGUCACCAAUGACGGCUCGCUUCGUCAACCUCAGCUCAUAGUCUUGCCUGAAAAGCUCCAGGAAACAGAAGAAAAGGCAACCAGCGAUCCAGACAAUGCCACCACUGGCAAACAUGGGGACGCAGCUACUCCUAUGUAUGCUAAGUUAGCAGAGGGAAUUGAAGUCGAUAUCGAUCUAUUUGAGUCAAGAUUGGUUCGCAUUCUUGACAGCAUAAUCGGAAAGAAAUCAACGGACGACAAUAAAUCUGAACUUCACGAUUCGUACUUGACUAUCCUUCGCGAGGCUUGUGAGGCCAAAAAGGACUGGGAUAGCUCUGAUUCACCAGAUUCCUUGCGUCCAAUGAUAACUCCGCGGAAUCAGACGAACAGUGGCACGUCAUUUUGUACUCCAGAUCCCGCAGUGCCAUUGACACAAGAGCUGCAGACCAAUGCCGAUGGUGAAAAGCGACCAAAGACACCAGACUCCUAUCUUCGGCUACUAAUAGAUUCCUGCGGGGGACUUUCACAAAAUGAUCGGCUAUUUUCCCCUGCCUCGCCUUUGCAACUCGCUAACACUACUCCCAUUUCCAAAAACGGGAGCUGCAAUAAUGACUUGGCAUUUCUGCCAGUUAUUGAUAGUGAUGAGGUUGAGCCUUCAAGCAUACAAGUAACCCCAGCCUCAUUUAUUCGGUCUUGCCAGUAUCAUUUGAGAGAAACGACUCCGGAUUGCCUUCAUGAAAAAGAACUUGUAAGGCUACAAGCUCUCGAUCAAAGACCCAUUGUCAAUGUGCGGGAAGUCAACUGCUCUCUCCCUUUGUUAGAUCUGGACCCGGAAUUUCGCCGAAGGCAAGAGAAGAGAUCAGAAAAGUAUGAAUCGCUUGGAUUGGAUGGAGAUUCUGGCUGGCGACACAACCAGGAGAAUAUUGCCCAAAGCAUUGCUUCCACUGUGGCACGAAUGACAAGAAACUACCACUCUUCAUCAGAGGAUCACGUACUCCGCUAUCAAGACUCGGAAACAAAUCAGCAAGCAGAUGAAAGCGACUCUGAUCAAAAAAAGUAUAUUGGCAGCUUCGAAACUGAUUUGAAUGAAACAUGGGACUCUGUUAUUGUGGGAAGGCACUUGAUGAAUGAAGGCAAAAGCAUUGAUGGUCGUGAAAGUCGGAUUUCAGGUUGCCUUGCCCUGCCUGUUGAGAAUAAUGAAGUUACAUCAUUGGUCGAUGUUGACGGCCUUAGCAUCAUACUUAGAAGCAGCAUCUCGGAAGGAGACCCACAGGCAGCUCUAUGUGCUGACGAAAUUCUCAUUUCCACGAUGGAAGAAAUACUGGAGGAUUCAACAGUGCUCAGAUCUCCUCUGGAACCGUUCUUUUCCCUUCGACGUAAUGUGAAGGUGGAUGACUCGGUGACUCUUGAUAAAGAGAUCGACUUCUGUCCUGAGUAUGAAAACUUUCUGAGACGCUCGUAUAGAUUUCUCACUCAGAGACCAUCCGUUCUGCUUCAACAGGAGAUGAACCUCCAGAAAGCUAAUCCAAAGCUUGAAGAUGACGAGUUCCAGAACCAGCUAUUACUGUCAAGCUCUGAAAGAAGUCGCCAGAUCUCAACCUCUACAGUUCAGGUUCGAUUUCCAGGAACUGUGAAUCUGCUUCAACAUACUGAAUAUUUCCUGUCGAUGGGAGAUGCCCUCUCUGGAUUAUACAACUACAAACUGGGGGACCUUGCCAAUUUCUAUGCCUACGACCCUACGAGCCGCACCAUCGAUGCACACUUGAUUGACUCUCCAGUUCCAAACCCGGCAGAUCUAAAGAAUAAAGGUCUUCAGCUUCAUUGGAUAACCCAACCUUCCAGUGAUACUACGACGGAUAAAGGGAGCGAUGUUUCUCCUCUGGCUGAAAAAUCGCCCCCCAUGAGACGACAACCAAGUCGGUGUGACAGUGCAUGGGAGGAAUUUGCAUCUGAGGUAGCUGAAUUCCUGGAGGAACCGUACUCCAUCUCGUAUGAAAUAGGAAAGAAAUCAACCUCUCACCUGAACAUUCCUCCGGAGGCGACAGGGGCUGGGGUAUUUUCCACGACGAACUCUGUUUUUAACGACGAUUUCUUCUUGGAAGACCAAUCUGGUCAGUUCUCUGAACAGGUGUCGGUUACUGAUGACUCUUCCGCCAUAAGAAAUGUUCGGGAAGCGUUGGCUGAAGAAGAUGUCAUCGCAGCAUUGGAUUUCGAGGAACAAGUACAAGCGAUAAAGACAUGGACGGAGCUUGCAAGAGAGGCGAGGCUGGGAACUUCACACGCAGCUACAGAUGUCGGUGAUGCCAUCCAGAAAUAUCGUUCACCUCUUGUGCCUCAAUGCGGAGAUUCAGAUUCAUUGUCGAGCAAGCACGAAAACUCGUCUUCUUGUGGACCUUCAAGCCAGAAACCCACCAAUAACAACUUCCCAAGUGGUCUUGGUGAUUUUGAUGAUCUGUACGACAACUGGGACGCGCCCAAAGAAUCUGAGGCCGAUGGUAGGGCCAGUGUUCUUGACAAUUAUUACGCAGUUGGCCGUGUUUCUCUACAUGACUCUGAAGGCUCUCAAGGAGAUCCGAAUGAGGAGGAAUCAUCUCAGGGAUUGCAAGGUUCUGUAAAUGUCGAACUCUGCGACGUAUCAAAUUUCCCCCAUACUUUCGAAACUCCGAUCACUCAUCAUGCCAGGGGUAAGAACUCUGCUAGUAACGAAUACGAACUCAUGGCGGAAAUGUUGAUAGAGAGAAUGGACAAAGUAAGACACAAUUCGUUAUCGCCAGACAUUGUCAGUGGUCACUUCCCAGGCUACCACUUCACAUCCGUCAAAUAUGGCAUCGCAGAUGAACCCGACGGAACCAAUAUGAAUGACGCAACACAGGCAGUGAAAGCUCUUUAUGAUGAUGAUGACUAUAACCACAAUGUUAUUGAUAGCGAGUACUGCCUGGCAGACGAGAAUAUGGCAUCAACUCCUGGUGGAGUUGCUGAAACCAGAGUACCCACUGAAGUCACCAUCGAUAGAAACCCCCAGAAAGAUACAAGCUACGCUGUAGAGCCUUCUGACGGAAAAAGGGUGAUGGAGAGUAACCAAAACAGACCAAGGCCCCCCAGUCAGGACUUCAGAUCAGAGUCUGACAUCAACGCCUCGAAGGAUAUUGAACGAGUUGAUCUUCUGGAGAACAACAUCACUCUCGCAGACCUGAAUAUUCGGCCUAUUGGCAAGGCUGCUAGGCCAAGUCCACUCUCGGCGAAAGGGAAGUCCAAGGUCGGAGCUCUGGUGAACAUAUUCCAAGACUAUGGUUUGAUACCUGAGCAAAGCAGAGGACCACUUCAAAUCUCUAGUGUUUCGCCCUCCUUCAGCCGUCAAUCAAGCCGGUAUAGAGGAGAGCCAUCCGAGACGAGUGCAGAUUCAGGCAAAGUACGCAGAAUCUCCAGAACUCUGUCGGCAGGUUCCCAUUCUGCCCCAUCACCGGUGAACCGAACUGUGACGCCCAGUUCGAUAUUCGACAGACCGCAUUCUCGGUUCAGUGAUAUUGAUACAGAGGCGAGUUUUCAAUUCGGGGAAGUUUUGAAGAGGACCAGGCAGCACGGAGGGAAUGAGAAUGAAGAUGCCUCCAUUCGCGAUGUUGAAAUGUACGGAUAAUGGGCUAUUGUGGAUCUGAAGGCGACCGUUAUUCUCAUGAGUACUUGCGAUGAGAUUGGUCAGCGCAUGGGGACCAGGAGAGUAUUGAGAUGGACUGCUGCCGUAUAUGUUAUAAGGGAAUAUUGCUAGCAAUGAUAGUUACCCGGACUGCGCUAUCCUUAAACAGAGAGCAUCAGGUUAAUA
This is a messenger RNA of Cadophora gregata, 4482 nucleotides long. RefSeq lists its product as uncharacterized. The transcript has 7 exons. Bases 217 to 4299 code for a protein of 1360 amino acids. The record is from RefSeq and is a predicted model, not a curated record. Lineage: Eukaryota; Fungi; Ascomycota; Leotiomycetes; Helotiales; Ploettnerulaceae.